UCUCUUAAACUCCCUCUCCUUUCACACCAUAUCUUUCUUCUCCCUCUCAAAGCAAAAAAAAAAGCACUUAGAUUCCACAUUGAAAAAAGUACCAACAAAACCUAAAUAAGUAACACAUCCAAGAAAGUUCAAGUCAUGGAAAUAGAAUUGGCAAGGUGCGAUUGUUGCGGGUUGAAAGAAGAGUGCACAAUAGACUACAUAAGUGAAGUGAAGGGAAAUUUUGAAGGCAAAUGGCUAUGUGGAUUAUGCUCGGAAGCUGUUAGAGAUGAAUUUAAUAGAGGAAAAAAGAAGCAAUAUUUUGUUGAGAUGGACGAAGCUGUUAAAGCUCAUAUGUCAUUUUGUCGAAAAUAUAAGUGUAAUAAUCCUGCAAUUCUUGUAGCUGAUGGUAUGAGGCAGAUGCUAAGGAGAAGAUCCGGUGAUUUAUCAACAAAUUCUUCUCCUAAGAAGUAUACAAGAUCAAUAAGCACAUCACAAGUAGGAGCUGAAUCUUCUUUGAUCUCCUAUUACUAGUUAUACAACACCAUCAAGUACUAUAUAUUAUAACGAAAAUUUUAUUAAAUCAGGUUUCAAGUUCGAGUACUGAAAAUUUUAAAAAGAAUUAUAAAGACACUUUUUUCUUUAAUAGGUUUAAGAAGAUAUGAAUUUGAAUCAGUCAGAUUAGUGAGUUUCAGAUAUUGUACGAUUAAGUAGAAGGUGUAUAUGGUUGAAUAAGGCCACACAAUCUCUGUUGAUGGCUAAUUCUUAGUGUACCAUCUUUGUGUUGUACAGAUAAUGUUUGAUAUUUUCAGUGGAGGCUAUUGUUAAUA
Capsicum annuum is the source of this 806-nucleotide messenger RNA. RefSeq lists its product as uncharacterized. The coding region runs from base 136 to 510 and encodes 124 amino acids. The transcript has a single exon. NCBI's taxonomy places the organism in Eukaryota, Viridiplantae, Streptophyta, Magnoliopsida, Solanales, Solanaceae. The record is from RefSeq and is a predicted model, not a curated record.